Paramecium octaurelia is the source of this 2132-nucleotide messenger RNA. The record is from the annotation of a GenBank genome assembly. Lineage: Eukaryota; Ciliophora; Oligohymenophorea; Peniculida; Parameciidae.
AUGCCUGGUUGUUGAGUGUGGAUCUGGUGUUGGUGACUCCAUUGAUCUGUGAGGAUACUAUUCAAAAUUUGGAUGGGGGAUUUCUUUUUAAAAUUUUAGUCCUUGUCUUUAUGCAUAAAUAUAAAAUCUCUGCAAAGCGGGAAUAGCAGAAAGAAAAAAUUAAAGAAAUUUUAAAUCUUAUUUAUUAAAUCGGAUUCAAAGUAAGGUCUUUGAGUUAUUGUAUUAGUGUUAAGGUUCCCAGGAUAUUAGGAUCAAAACAAACAAUCAGAAAAUGGACUUCAUAUUGCUGACUUAGAGGAAGGUAUUACAGAGGAAUAAUUAUUUGUGGAAUUCAGAAAGUUUGGAUAAAUCAGCUUUGUAAAAUUGCAUAGGUAUGAAUAUGAAUUCCUAAAAUAGGUAUCCUUUCAUUGGGAAAUCAAAGCAUUAUGCUUUCAUUUAUUUCUCAUCUCAAGAAGAGGCUCGUAAAGCUAAGGAAGCAAUGAAUUAUAAAUAACUCUUGAGAGAGCCAAUGCGUAUCACUUACAUCUAAGAAUACGAGAAGGAUGCUAACUUAUUCUUUGCAGGCUUCGAAUUGACUGUAACAUUAAAGCAACUUGAAGAAUUCUUUUUAAAAUGGGGUCAAGUUGUAAGUGUGAAAUUGUCUACAGAUGAGAAUAAGAAAAGCAGAGGUAUUGUAUCAAAUUCACAUUUAGGUUAUGGAUGGGUGUAAUUUGAGAAGAAGGAAUAAGCUAAUGCCUUGUUGGCUGACAGUACAGAUGGCACAAUCGCAUAUAAUGAGAAGACAAAGAUCAUAAUCAAGAGAUUUGUUAAGAAAGGACAAACAGACAGAGAAGAUAAGAGAAAUAACCUUUACAUUAAGAACUUCUGGACAUCACUUGAAAAUUUUGAUUUGGAUAACGCAGAAGUUCGUGAAUAAUUGGUAAGAUUGAUGUUCAUUUUUUUAGGAAAAAGAAAUGAGAGAAAAAUUAAAUGAAUGGUUCAGUGGUUAUGGAUCCAUUGUUUCAAUCUUAGUCAAAAUUGAUACUGAAAGAAAAGCUCCAUUUGCAUUCGUUAGUUUCAAUUAGCAUCAAGCUGCUAAGGAAGCUUAGAGAACUCUUGGUACAACUCAAAAAAGGGAUCCCUUGAGCACUGGCAGAAUGAUGUAUGUUGGAUGGGCUUAGACCAAGACAGAUAGAAAGCAAUAGAGAGACAAUAAUGUCUUUGCUAAAUAUAUCUAUGCUGAUCAUCUCUCAAGAAAUGUCACUGAAGAAAUGAUCAGAACUACUCUCAAAGAAUGCGGAUAUGGAGAUAUUCAAACAGUAAUCCCUUUUGAUUCUAUGAUUUUUAGAUUAGAUUAGAGAAAAUGUAAUAAGGAUUCCAAUAGAUCAUCAGAAUUGGGUACAUUGUGUUCGAUUAGGCUUCUGAUGCCAACAAGUUGGUUAAGAAUUUCAAGGAAAAUGAAAAGUUUGAAGAAAUCAAAAAGCUCUUUGAUCCAAAUGUUGAAACUGCAGGAGGCAAAUACUUCUAACAUCUCUUCCCUCAAUAAUCUUAAUAGAGAGGACAAAGAAGAAAUAAUCAAAGACAAUCACCCAAUAGAAGAAUGUAUUCUAUGCCUUAAGGUCCUACUCCAUUUGGUUAGAGAAUGCCAUUCCCUCCCUAUCAAAUGCAAUAGAGAAUGCAAGGUCCUGCAGGAAUGAGAAGACCAUUCCCACAACAAAUCCCAGGAUUCGCUUAGCCUAUUAGACCUAACAUACCUCCUCCUGUUUAAUAGCCUGAGGCCCAAAAACAAGCUCCUCAAGCUGUUCCCUUCAAUAAAAAAUAAGAUUUGUUAGAUUUGUUGGCCAAUUUGGAAACAUUCAAAGCUAAACCUCAAGAGGAAUAACUCAGACAAAUCUAGUAAGACAUUUCAACUAUCAAUUUAGACAAAUGCUUUAUUAUAGAAUUAAGGCUAGACUUAGUACUGACACAGAGGCUCACUGGAAGAGAAUAAGUGAAAUAUUGUCAGACCCAACAAAUUACUCAAUUGAUGAAAUCAUUGAUAUGUUUAAAGAAGAAGAACAAUUCGAUUCCUUUGUAGACGAAGCCAUUGAAUAAUUAAAGGAAGCAUCAUGUUGGUGAUCAUUUUAUUAUUUGUUCAUUAAAUAAAUAUAAAU